Trichoplax adhaerens is the source of this 1887-nucleotide messenger RNA. RefSeq lists its product as uncharacterized. Gene Ontology annotation, molecular function: secondary active sulfate transmembrane transporter activity. Gene Ontology annotation, biological process: transmembrane transport. The record is from RefSeq and is a predicted model, not a curated record. Bases 1 to 1887 code for a protein of 628 amino acids. The transcript has 17 exons. Gene Ontology annotation, cellular component: membrane. Lineage: Eukaryota; Metazoa; Placozoa; Uniplacotomia; Trichoplacea; Trichoplacidae.
AUGGCUUCACCACGAUUGAUAUUGGACGGAGAAGAUUUGCCGGAAACAGCUUUGACGGCAACUGCAGAAGACCAAAAACGUAUCAAUCGAUAUGAAGGAAAUCCUUGUGUCAAUCUAUUGAAAGAGAAAUGCUGCUCAAAAUCAUGCAUUCGAAGUCGACUUCCAAUCGUCGAGUGGUUGCCAAAAUAUCGUCUCAGGGAUCUACAAUGUGAUAUCAUUGCCGGUAUAACUGUCGGUGUUAUGGUGGUUCCUCAAGCACUAGCUUAUGCUAAUGUAGCAGAAUUGCCUCCUCAGUAUGGUUUAUAUGCAUCUUUCCUUGGUGUCUUCGUCUACUGUUUCCUUGGUACAUCGAAAGAUGUUACUCUUGGUCCAACAGCUGUUAUGUGCUUAAUGGUAGCUGAAUAUUCGCGAGAUGGAGAUCCUAAUUAUGCUAUUUUGCUAGCAUUUCUAUCUGGAGUUAUUCAAGUAAUAAUGGGGUUCCUGGAUCUAGGUUUUGUAGUUAACUUUAUCUCCGUCCCUGUUAUAAGUGGAUUUACGUCGGCAGCAGCAAUUACCAUAACCGUGAGUCAACUGAAGGAUCUAUUUGGCUUGAAGGAUAUUCCAAGAGAAUUUUUUGAACGCGUUUACACCAUUUGCGAGAAACUGCCAGAAACUAAACCAUGGGAUGCUUGUAUGGGUUUAUCCUGUAUCGUUAUAUUAUAUAUUCUCAAAUAUAUGAAGGACUAUGAUUACAAAGACGAAAAAUAUAACUAUGCACCACCAAAAUGGCAACGUGGUUGUCGUAAUUUUAUCUGGCUAAUUGGAACAGCCAGGAAUGCCUUUAUUGCAGUCAUCUCUGCUCUUGUCUGCCUAGUGUUGGCCUAUCUUGGCUAUCCAGAAGAUACCGUGUCUUUAACUGGUCCCAUCGUAGGCGGUUUACCUCCAUUUGGUCCUCCACCAUUCUCAACCACUGAAAAUAAUGCCACUAUAGGAUUUGGUAAAAUGGCUGAGAAUUUAAAUGCUGGAAUUAUAGUCAUUCCGUUAAUUGGGUACUUGGAGAAUAUCGCUAUUGCCAAAACUUUCGCACGAAAAAAUAAAUAUAAAAUUGAUGCUAGCCAAGAACUUAUUGCCAUUGGUUUCGCUAAUGUUAUCAGCUCAUUUGCUGCUUCUUUACCUAUUACCGGUAGCUUUUCCAGGUCUGCAGUUAAUUCCGCUAGUGGUGUUCGAACAACUCUUGCUGGACUUUUUACAGGUGGUAUAGUACUUCUAGCAUUGGCUUUCUUGACAAAUUGGUUCUACUAUAUUCCAAAGGCAGCCUUGGCAGCAAUUAUUAUCACUGCAGUUCUAUCUAUGAUCGACUUCUCUAUUGUCAGAAAGUUAUGGCGAGUAAAAAGACUGGAUCUGAUCCCAUUAGCAGUUUCUUUUUUUGUUUCUUUUGUCGGUCUUGAAUAUGGCAUCUUGGCUGGCGUUGCUGUUUCAGUUGCAUUCUUAUUACAUGCAGCAGCCUUACCUAGAAUUGAGAUGUUUGCUGAUGAAGUAUAUGUCCUGAAAAUUAACGGAAAUUUGAACUAUCCAGGCGUUGAACGUUUCAUUAAUUAUAUUCAGAAUAAAAUAUUUGGCAGAAAAGGUGCUACGCGGAAAUGUGUGGUUAUAGAUUGUUCCCAUAUUUUUAUGAUUGAUUAUACGACAACUCAGGGAUUUAAUCAAAUUUUAGAAGAAUUUAAGCGAUUUGAUUCUAAACUGCACUUUGCUGAAGUUCAUCCUAGGAUACGUCGCACUUUAAUUGCGGCCGGGGUUGAUGAUGGAAUUAUUUUUCCCACCGUUGAUGCUGCAACGAACGCCUUCUAUGACCCUGACCGAGAACUGGAAGAUGACAAUCAAUCUGAUUUCUGCAUGACUUUCUUAUAA